CUCCCGCUCCGACCCAACCCUGGAGCCUGAGCUGCGCAUGCGUCGCGCGAGCGGCCGCCUCCGCCUCUAGUAGGGCUCGCGGCGGGGCUGAGCGUCCGGGCCCGCGGUCGGAGCCGCCCAGGAGCCGGUGAAUCGAGUGGUCUCGUCAGAAGGGCACGGGAGGGCAGGCGCACGAAGAAGGAGCGCCGCGUUCACCGCGGCUGAGAAAAAUGGUGUUCGAGUCGGUGGUCGUGGACGUGUUGAACCGGUUCUUGGGGGACUAUGUGGUGAACCUGGACAAGUCCCAGCUCAAUCUGGGCAUCUGGGCAGGAGCUGUAGCCCUGAAGAAUCUUGAAAUUAAAGAAAAUGCCCUGAGUCAACUGGAUGUACCGUUUAAAAUUAAAGUUGGCCAUAUAGGUAAUCUUAAUCUUCUAAUUCCAUGGAAAAACCUUUAUACCCAACCAGUUGAAGCUCUAUUGGAAGACAUUUAUUUACUCAUAGUGCCUUCUUCUAGAAUAAAAUAUGAUCCUUUAAAAGAAGAAAAACAACUCUUUGAAGCAAAGCAACAGGAACUGAAAAGGAUAGAAGAAGCAAAACGAAAAGUAGCUGAUCAAGAAAAACAUCGGGUGGAGAAACAGGACACUUUUACAGAAAAAUUAAUUACUCAGAUCAUAAAAAAUCUUCAAGUGAAAAUUUCCGACAUCCAUAUUCGCUAUGAAGAUGAUGUCACAAACCGAGACAACCCACUGUCAUUUGGUAUUUCCCUUCAAAAUCUCAGCAUGCAGACAACUGACCAAUACUGGAUUCCAUGUUUACAUGAUGAAACUGAGAAACUAUUUCGUAAGUUAAUCCUAUUGGAUAACCUUUUUGCCUAUUGGAAUGUGAAGUCUCAGAUGUUUUAUCUUAGUAAUUAUGAUGAAUCAUUGGACAGCCUGAGGAAUGGUAUUGUUGAUGAAAGUAUUGUUCCAGAAGGUUAUGAUUUUGUAUUUCGCCCCAUAUCUGCUAAUGCCAAACUUCAGAUGAAUCGCGGAUUGGAUUUUGACUUUUCUGUCCCCAAAAUAAGCCUGGAUAUUGAGUUACAUGACAUAACAAUUGAACUUAAUAAACCACAGUAUUUCAGUCUUAUGGAACUUCUUGAAUCGGUUGAUAUGAUGACGCAAAAUCUACCAUAUAGGAAAUUCAAACCUGAUGUACCUCUCCACUACCAUGCCAAAGAAUGGUGGGUUUAUGCUAUACGUGGUAUUCUUGAAGUAAAUGUUCGGCCCCACUUAUGGAUGUGGUCAUGGAAGCAUAUAAGAGAACAUAGGCAAAAAAUGAAGCAAUAUAAAGAACUGUAUAAAAAAAAACUAACAAGUAAGAAGCCGUCUGGUGAACUUCUCAACUCUUUGGAGGAGUUGGAAAAGACUUUGGAUGUAUUUAAUAUAACUAUAGCAAGACAACAGGCAGAAGUUGAGGUAAAGAAAGCUGGAUACAGGAUUUUCAGAGAAGGAGCACAAGAGUCAGAGGAUAAUAAAGGAUGGUUUAGCUGGCUGUGGACUUGGUCAGAAUCAUAUACUAAACAACAACCAGAUCUUAAACCUGGAAGUCUUGAAGAAAUGUUGACACCUGAAGAAAAAACUUUACUAUAUGAAGCAAUUGGCUAUAGUGAAACAGCAGUUGAUCCAACCUUGCCAAAAACAUUUGAAGCCAUGAAGUUUUUUGUUCACUUGAAAAGUAUGUCUAUUAUUCUAAGAGAACAACAACAAAAAUCUGAACUGUUAGAUAUUGUAGUGGAAGAAUUUAGCACUUUGAUUGUGCAAAGACCAGGAGCACAAGCAGUUAAAUUCGAAACCAAAAUAGGUUCAUUUCAUAUUACUGGCUUACCAGAUAAUUCAACAAAACCCCGCCUCCUGUCUUCAUUGGAUGAUGCUGCAUCACUCUUGCGAAUUAUAUUUGAGAUAAAUCCAUUAGAUGAAACCGUUGCUCAAAGGUGUAUCAUAGAAGCUGAACCUUUAGAAAUGCUAUAUGAUGCAAGAACAGUAAAUAGUAUAGUGGAAUUCUUCAGACCUCCAAAAGAUGUAAAUCUAGCACAGCUGACUUCAGUGACUUUGACAAAACUUGAAGAAUUUCGUGAUAAGACAGCAGCAGGUCUGCUGUAUAUUAUUGAAACACAGAAAGUUCUUGAUCUCAAAAUUAAUUUGAAGGCUUCAUAUAUUAUUAUCCCACAAGAUGGAAUUUUUAACCCUACAUCAAAUCUGCUUCUUUUGGAUCUUGGUCAUCUAAAGGUGACAAGUAAAAUUCGUUCAGAAUUACCAGAUUUAAAACAAGGUGGGGCGAAACUUGAAGAGAUAAUGCAUAGAGCUUAUGAUUCCUUUGAUAUUCAGCUUACAAGCAUACAGCUGCUUUAUAGCAGAGUUGGUGAUAAUUGGAAAGAAGCACGAAAACUCAGUGUAUCCACACAACAUAUCUUGGUACCUAUGCACUUCAAUGUGGAACUCUCUAAGGCCAUGGUUUUCAUGGAUAUAAGGAUGCCCAAAUUCAAGAUUUUUGGAAACUUACCACUGAUUUCUUUACGAAUCUCAGAUAAAAAACUGCAAGGGAUAUUGGAAUUGAUUGAAAGCAUCCCAAAACCCCCACCUGCAACUGAAGUAAAUGUCCCUGUCAAACCAUUUCAGAUUCAAAGAUCCACUUCUUUGGCAACAUCACAGAUUUCACAGAAAAAGUUUUCUCCUUUGGAAAUUCCAUGUGUUGAAGAUGAUUCAGAUGAGGAGUUUUUUGAUGCCCCAUGUAGUCCCUUGGAAGAGCCUCUUCAACCUCCAUCUAGAAUUAAAAGUCCUCAACAAGAAAAGCUUCAAAAGCCAGAUUGUUCAAAAAAUAUGACUGAAUAUAAAAUAAGAUUUGAAGUGCCAGAGGUUUUGAUUCAAUUCUGUCACCUUGUUGGAGAUUGUGAACUACCUGUGGUAGAAAUUAAUGUCUUGGGAUUGGGCACAGUCAUUGAGCUUCGAACAUUUGAUUUGAAAGCAAAUGCCUUUUUGAAAGAGGUCUGCUUAAAAUGCCCAGAAUAUUUUGAUGAAAACAAGAAACCAGUUUAUUUGAUUACAACACUGGAUAACACAAUGGAAGAUCUGUUAACACUGGAAUAUGUGAAGGCUGAAAAGAAUUUACCCAUAACAAUGUUGAAGGACAGGUAUAACAAUGUUGUGCAACUGAUUAAGGUGAAUUUUUCCUCUUUGGAUAUUCAUUUACAUACUGAAGCACUUCUGAAUACAAUAAAUUAUUUUAAUAAUAUCCUUCCAUAUUCGGAGGAAAAACCAGCCCCAGUGCAUAUUGCAGAGACUGAAGACAAAGGAGAGUUUAUUAAAAAAAUACCUUUAAAACUAUCCAAGAAUGAAGAUAUUAUUACCUUACAGAUUUUAGCAGAAUUAUCAUGUUUACAGAUCUUUAUUCAAGAUCAGAAACAUAACAUUUCAGAAAUUAAGAUUGAAGGGCUUGAUUCUGAGAUGAUUAUGAGGCCAUCAGUGACUGAAAUAAAUGCAAAGCUAAGGAAUAUAAUUGUUCUGGAUUCCGAUAUAGCAGCUGUAUACAAAAAGGCUGUUUAUAUUACUGGAAAAGAAGUUUUCAGCUUCAGAGUCGUUUCUUAUAUGGGUGCAACUGCUGGUUCUGCGUACACAGACAUGAAUGUGUUUGACAGUCAAGUUAAUUUAACUGUUGGUUGCAUUGAAGUAGUUCUUGUCACAAAAUUUCUGUAUUCUGUAUUGGCUUUUAUAGAUAAUUUUCAAGCAGCUAAACAAGCCUUCGCAGAGGCAACUGUUCAGGCAGCAGAAAUGGCUGCUACUGGUGUAAAAGAACUGGCACAAAGGAGUUCUAGAAUGGCAUUGGAUGUUGACAUCAAAGCCCCAGUUGUGGUUAUCCCACAGUCUCCAGUUUCUGAAAAUGUUUUUGUUGCUGAUUUUGGACUAAUUACAAUGAAAAAUACAUUCCAUGUGAUAACAGAGAGUCAGAUCAACCCCCCACCCAUUAUUGAUUUGAUAACGAUAAAGCUGAGUGAAAUGCGACUAUACAGGUCUCAAUUUAUUAAUGAUGCAUACCAGGAAGUACUGGAUCUACUAUUGCCACUAAAUCUUGAGGUGAUUGUUGAGCGAAAUUUAUCCUGGGAGUGGUACCAGGAAGUUCCUUGUUUUAAUGUAAAUGCUCAACUAAAGCCCAUGGAGUUCAUUCUUAGUCAAGAAGAUAUAACAACUAUUUUUAAAACAUUAUACGGCAACAUAUGGUAUGAAGAAAGUGAUAGUGCCUCAUGUGGAGUAAUAAAAGAUCAGUCUAGUGUUACUAGUGGUGCUACUAAUGCUUCACACCAUUCAGGAGGAACAACUGUAGUGACAGCUGCUGUGGUAGAAGUACAUUCACAUGCUUCCCAAGUUAAGACAACACUAAAUAUGAGUUUCAGAACUGAUUAUCUCACCAUGGUACUGUAUAGUCCAGGUCCUAAACAGACUUCAUUUACAGAUAUUCGUGAUCCUUCUCUGAAACUUGCUGAAUUUAAGUUGGAGAAUAUUAUAAGUACUUUAAAAAUGUAUACAGAUGACUCAACAUUUUCUUCCUUCUCAUUAAAAAACUGUAUUUUAGAUGACAAAAGGCCUCAUGUCAAGAAAGCAACUCCUAGAAUGAUAGGGCUAACAGCUGGGUUUGACAAAAAGGACAUGAUGGAUAUAAGGUAUAGGAGAGUCAGAGACGGUUGGGUGGCUGAUUUAGUCCUUCAAGAAAUGUAUAUUUGUGCAAGUGUGGAAUUUCUGCUGACAGUUGCAAAUGUGUUUCUUGAGGCCUACACUACAGGCACUGCUGUAGAAACCAGUGUUCAAACAUGGCCUGCUAAAGAAGAAGCACUUGUACAGCAGUCAGAGAAGUGGGAAAUUAAUAUUAUUAUUAAAAAUCCUGAAAUUGUGUUUGUGGCUGAUAUGACAAGAAAUGAUGCCCCUGCCUUAGUCCUUACAACACAAUGUGAGAUUUGUUGGCAAGGUGACUUUGAAAAUAAUACAAUGACCGCUGCCAUUAAAGAUCUCCAAGUGAGAGCAUGCCCAUUUCUUCCAGUCAAGAGAAAAGGAAAAAUCACUACUGUUUUGCAGCCUUGUGACUUGUUCUAUCAAGCUACUCAGAUACGUACAGAUCCACAAGUGAUUGAAUUAUCAGUAAAAUCCCUGACACUGAAGGUUUCACCAGUUAUCAUAAACACUGUGAUUACCAUAACUUCAGCACUUUAUACAGCUAAGGAAACCAUCCCACAAGAAACUGCUUCUUCUACAGCACAUUUAUGGGAAAAGAAGGAUACAAAGAAUUUAAAAAUGUGGUUUCUUGAAGAACCAAAUGAAGUUGAAAAAAUAGCUUCCCCAACUGAAUUGGUACUCAAAGGAGAGAUAAUAAGAAUGAACAUUGAUUCUAUUUUUCUAGUUCUUGGGGCUGGAAUUGGUCAUCGAACAGUACCUAUGCUUUUGGCAAAGUCACGUUUCUCAGGGGAAGGCAAAAACUGGAGUUCCCUAAUAAAUCUCCACUGUCAGCUUGAGCUAGAAGUACAUUAUUACAAUGAAAUGUUUGGUGUGUGGGAACCUUUGCUUGAACCCUUAGAAAUUGAUCAGACUGAGGAUUUUAGACCAUGGAAUCUUGGAAUCAAGAUGAAAAAGAAAGCCAAAAAGGCCAUUGUUGAGUCAAGUACUGAAGAAGAAAAUUACAAGGUACCAGAAUAUAAAACUGUCAUCACUUUCCAUUCAAAAGACCAACUAAACAUUACAUUAUCCAAAUGUGGCCUUGUAAUGUUAAAUAAUUUAGUCAAGGCAUUUACAGAAGCUGCCACUGGAUCUUCAGCCGCCUUCAUAAGGGAUCUAGCACCAUUUAUGAUUUUAAAUUCUCUUGGACUUAGUAUCUCUGUUUCACCAAGUGACUCUUUUAGUGUGCUCAGCGUACCUAUGGCAAAAUCAUAUGAAUUGAAAAAUGAGGAGAGUUUAAGUAUGGAUUAUAUCCGAACUAAAGACAAUGAUCAUUUCAAUGCAAUGACCAGCCUAAGCAGCAAAUUCUUCUUCAUUCUUCUUACACCAGCUAACCACUCUACUGCUGAUAAAAUCCCUUUAACAAAAGUGGGACAACGACUGUACACUGUAAGACACAGAGAGUCUGGAGUUGAAAGAUCUAUUGUUUGUCAAAUUGAUGCAGUGGAAGGAAGUAAGAAGGUAACAAUUCGCUCCCCAGUGCAGAUUAGAAAUCAUUUUUCAAUACCACUUUAUGUUUAUGGAGGGGACACCUUAUUGGGAACGGCUUCACCUGGAAGUGAAUUUAACAUACCAUUAGCAUCUUACCGAUCACUCCUUUCCCUGAAGCCAGAAGAUGAGGACUAUCAAAUGUGUGAAGGAAUUGAUUUUGAAGAAAUUAUAAAAAAUGAUGGCACUUUUCUCAAGAAGCAAUGUAGAUCUAUAAACCCUUCCAAGAAGCCAUUUAUCAUUAAUAUUGUCCCAGAAAAAGAUAAUUUGACAUCUGUGUCAGUGUAUUCAGAAGAUGGUUGGGACUUACCAUAUAUAAUGCAUUUGUGGCCACCUAUUCUACUCCGAAAUCUUCUUCCUUACAAAAUUGCUUAUUAUAUAGAGGGCACUGAACAUAGAGUUUUUACUCUACAUGAAGGCCAUUCAGCCCAGAUUUGUACUGUACAGUUGGAUAAAGCCAGGCUGCAUUUAAAAUUACUUGACUAUCUUAAUCAUGAUUGGAAAAGUGAAUAUCAUAUAAAACCUAAUCAACAAGAUAUUAGUUUCAUCAGUUUUACUUGUGUUACAGAAAUAGAAAAGACUGAUUUAGAUAUUGCUAUCCAUGUGACUUAUAAUACUGGCCAGACAGUUAUGGCAUUUCAUAGUCCUUACUGGAUGGUCAAUAAAACUGGUCGAAUGUUACAGUAUAAAGCAGAUGGAAUUCAUCGAAAGCAUCCACCUAAUUAUAAAAAGCCAGUUCUCUUUUCUUUUCAGCCAAAGCACUUUUUUAAUAACAAUAAGGUUCAGCUUAUGGUAACUGAUAGUGAAUUGUCAGAUCAGUUUUCAAUUGAUACUGUUGGUAGUCACGGAGCUGUUAAAUGUAAGGGCCUGAAAAUGGAAUAUCAAGUUGGUGUCACUAUAGAUCUUAGCAGUUUUAACAUUACCAGAAUUGUCACCUUUACACCCUUUUUUUUGCUUAAAAACAAAAGUAAAUAUCGUAUAUCAGUGGCUGAAGAGGGAAGUGAUAAAUGGCUCUCUCUUGAUUUGGAGCAGUGUAUCCCCUUUUGGCCUGAGGAUGCUUCUAAUAAACUUCUUAUUCAAGUUGAAAGAAGUGAAGGCUCUCCCAAAAAGAUACAUUUUAACAAGCAAGAAAGUUGUAUUUUAUUGCAUCUGGAUAAUGAGCUUGGAGGUAUCAUAGCAGAAGUUAAUUUGGCUGAGCACUCUACAGUUAUUGCAUUUUCAGAUUAUCGUGAUGGAGCAGCUCCAUUCCUGUUAAUAAAUCACACCAAGAAUGACAUUGUUCAAUAUAAGCAAAGUUCCCUCUGUGAAAUAGAAGAUUCCCUCCCUCCUGGAAAAGCAAUUCUUUAUACGUGGGCUGAUCCAGUGGGCUCUAGAAAGCUGAAGUGGAGAUGUGGAGAAAGCCAUGGUGAAGUAACACAAAAGGAUGAUAUGAUGACACCUAUAGAUCUGGGGGAAAAGACCAUUUAUUUAGUUUCAUUCUUUGAAGGCUUACAACGCAUUAUUUUAUUCACUGAAGAUCCAAGGGUAUUUAAAGUGACAUAUGAAAGUGAGAAAGCAGAGUUAGCAGAGCAAGAAAUUGUGUUGGCAUUACAAGAUGUUGGAAUUUCUCUUGUCAACAAUUAUACAAAGCAAGAAGUAGCCUAUAUUGGCAUUACAAGUUCUGAUGUGGUUUGGGAGACAAAACCCAAGAAGAAGGCAAGAUGGAAGCCAAUGAGUGUAAAGCACACUGAGAAGUUAGAGAAAGAAUUUAAGGAAUAUACUGAAUCUUCACCAUCAGAAGAUAAGGUUAUUGAGUUGGACACUAACAUUCCGGUUCGCUUCACACCUAGUGGUACUAACAUGAAAAUUCUGCAGCCACAUGUAAUAGCUAUAAGAAGAAAUUACCUUCCAGCAUUAAAGGUAGAAUAUAGCACAUCUGCACAUCAAUCAUCAUUUAGAAUUCAAAUUUACAGAAUACAGAUCCAAAACCAGAUACAUGGUGCUAUAUUUCCAUUUGUGUUUUACCCCAUUAAACCUCCUAAGUCGGUCACCAUGGAUUCAGCACCAAAGCCCUUUACAGAUGUCAGUAUUGUCAUGAGAUCUGCAGGACAUUCGCAGAUAUCACGUAUUAAGUAUUUCAAAGUGUUGAUCCAAGAAAUGGAUCUCAGGUUAGAUCUUGGGUUUGUCUAUGCUGUAUCAGAACUUAUGACAGCAGCUGAAGUAACUGAAAAAACGGAGGUUGAGCUUUUUCAUAAAGAUACAGAAGCUUUCCAAGAAGAAUAUAAAAUAGUUUCAUUAGGAGAUUCAUCACAAGUCAGUCUCUAUGAAUACUUUCAUAUAUCUCCUAUCAAGUUGCAUUUAAGUGUUUCACUGAGUUCAGGUGGUGAAGAAGCUAAAGAUUCAGAACAACCUGAAGGACUGGUAGCAGUUCAUUCUUUAAAUCUUUUGCUGAAGAGUAUUGGUGCCACUCUUACAGAUGUACAAGAUGUAGUUUUUAAGCUUGCAUUUUUUGAACUCAACUAUCAGUUCCAUACAACAUCUGAACUACAGUCUGAAGUAAUAAGACACUAUUCAAAACAGGCCAUUAGGCAGAUGUAUGUACUCAUUCUUGGACUUGAUGUUUUGGGAAAUCCCUUUGGCUUGAUUAGAGAAUUUUCUGAAGGUGUAGAAGCAUUUUUUUAUGAGCCUUACCAGGGAGCCAUCCAGGGUCCUGAAGAGUUUGUGGAAGGAAUGGCACUGGGACUGAAAGCACUAGUUGGUGGAGCUGUUGGUGGAUUAGCUGGUGCUGCCUCCAAAAUCACCAGUGCUAUGGCUAAAGGGGUAGCAGCUAUGACUAUGGAUGAAGACUACCAACAGAAGAGAAGAGAAGCCAUGAACAAGCAACCAGCUGGUCUUAGAGAAGGCAUCACUCGUGGAGGAAAAGGAUUAGUUUCUGGUUUUGUAAGUGGCAUAACAGGAAUUGUUACAAAACCGAUCAAAGGAGCUCAAAAAGAAGGAGCGGCUGGUUUCUUUAAAGGUUUUGGGAAAGGUUUAGUUGGAGCAGUGACAAGGCCAACUGGAGGCAUCAUAGACAUGGCUAGCAGUACAUUUCAGGGAAUAAAAAGAGCUACAGAGACUUCUAAUGAAGUGGAGAGUCUGCGACCCCCUAGGUUCUUUAAUGAAGAUGGAGUUAUCAGACCUUACAGGUUGAGGGAUGGUACUGGAAAUCAAAUGUUACAGGUCAUGGAAAAUGGAAGAUUUGCAAAAUACAAAUAUUUUACCCAUGUCAUGAUCAAUAAAACAGACAUGUUAAUGAUAACCAAAAGUGGUGUGUUGUUUGUAACAAAAGGAACGUUUGGACAGCUUACAUGUGAGUGGCAGUAUAGUUUUGAUGAGUUUACCAAAGAGCCAUUCAUUGUUCAUGAGAGAAGGUUGCGCAUUGAAGCAAAGGAGCGGGUGAAGUCUGUAUUCCAUGCCAAAGAGUUUGGAAAAAUAAUUAACUUCAAGACUCCAGAGGAUGCAAGGUGGAUCCUCAGAAAGCUAGAAGAAGCAAGAGAACCUUCCCCGAGCCUCUGACAGAGACUGCUGCCUGAAGAUACACAGCAAUAAAUCAUUACAAUUUCUACCUUGUACCUUCUAAAACCUGUUUGGGGAGUAUAGUAUAGAAGUAAUUUCAAGUACUUUAAAAAAAAAAUCAGAAUCAAGUAAAACAGUUAUGUGAUGAAACUAUUUCAACUCUUUGGGGAUCCAUUUGGUUUUCUAACUUGAAUCAUGCAUCUGGUUACAAUUCUAAUUACUUUAUAAAGGAAAUAUUUCUUUUAUGAAUCUUAAAUAUUUGCUCCAGGUGAUUCUCUGUAAUGGUGGAGAAGUUGCCCAUAUUUAGCCUAAAUUUAAUGGCGCUAAAUGUAAUGUUCCUAGUUCACAUUUUACAGUUCUAUCAUGCUUGCUUCAAGGUCCCUGAAUGAGUGAUGGGUAAAUGAUCAAAUCAAACAUUGCCUUAGUGGUAUCAAGAUAACCUUGGUGGUAGUUUCUUUAGAAACAUGAAGUUCUUUUUACAGAUAAAUAUUUUGGUAUGAUUUUCCUUAUUUUUUUUAAAUAGAGGGUAGGUUUGAAUUACUAUUUGAAGUACAUAGCGUGACUAUGAAAAACAAUCUUUUUUAUUUUAUAUAAUACAGAUUGACUAAUACCCCUUCAAGCCUCAUCCUAAGAAAGGCUUGAAGAAAUGAGUGUGCUACCCAAAAAGGGAAGGCCCCUCUCAGAACUUUCAAGCCUUAGAAAUACUUCCUCAAGCCAACUCCUUGAGAUCUACUUGGUUUACCAAGGUCAUGUUUAAUAGAUUGCUGACCUUAAAGGAAAAUUCCUGAGGCCUUAACAAUACCAACUUCCUAUUCACUGGUAGUAUGAAAUAAACAAAAGUCCCACCAUCUUAAUACGAGUUAUGCUUCAGAACAGACGGCCCCUCUCUAUACGCAUGUCGGGUAAGUGUAUGUACCCUAAAGUCUAACCCAGUAACCUGUCCUGUUGGCAAUAGAUUGAGAACUUCUGGUUUGCUUUCUCUACAAUUAUUCAAGUGAGAAUUACUCUUAAGUGUAUACUCGUCAGAACAAAAAUCAUGGGCUGCACAUUAGUAAAGAUGUCAGGGGGGGUAUUUUCCUUGAUUUUUGUCCAAGAUCCUUGAUAUUAAUGGACUUUUUCAAGUGAAAGGGGAUGAAUAUAUGAUUGUGAACCAUGAAGAGAAUGGUGCAGUGUCUUAGUUAUUGAAUAAUACAAAGUAUUUGAUGCAUGUUGAACGUACCGCCAAAUUACUAUAAACCGUUUUUAGAAUUGGAGACUAUAAGUCAAUGGUUGUGAAAUUCUCCUCAGAUUCCUUGCUUUGUUGUAAAAGCUAAAAUAAACAGCAUGCCAGACUGUAAUUGUAUUUCUUCCUGACAAAAUCUUGCUACUAAAUAUUAUUGAUUUUCCUGAUUAAAAAUCUCAUUGUUUAUUAA
Molecule: messenger RNA, 11146 nt
Organism: Orcinus orca (killer whale)
Lineage: Eukaryota; Metazoa; Chordata; Mammalia; Artiodactyla; Delphinidae
Gene: VPS13A
Product: vacuolar protein sorting 13 homolog A
Exons: 72
Coding region: 210-9734 (3174 amino acids)
Biological process (GO): autophagy; protein targeting to vacuole; protein retention in Golgi apparatus
Cellular component (GO): extrinsic component of membrane
Source: RefSeq, a predicted model, not a curated record